Molecule: messenger RNA, 636 nt
Organism: Lagopus leucura (white-tailed ptarmigan)
Lineage: Eukaryota; Metazoa; Chordata; Aves; Galliformes; Phasianidae
Gene: IL17B
Product: interleukin 17B
Cellular component (GO): extracellular region
Molecular function (GO): cytokine activity
Source: RefSeq, a predicted model, not a curated record
AUGGAGCGGGCUCCCAACCUGCUUCUCCUCUGCAUCUUCACCUUUGCCAUGGUUCUGGUGCCAGAAGCCAAGGAUGAAAGCAGAGCAGCCAAGGGGAGGAGAAGGGGCCCUUCACGGCUCCCCAUGGCCGCUCCCGCCCUGGCCAGGGCCCCGGACGACCCUUACACUCCAAUGGAGGACUACGAGCGCAGCAUCCAGGACAUGGUGCACCAGCUGAGGAAUGGCUCCGAGCCAGGCGACACCAAGUGCCAGGUCAAUCUGCGUCUCUGGAGGUCCAACCGCAGGAGCCUGUCCCCCUGGGCCUACAGAUGCAGGGGUGACCACAGCUCCAGCAUCUCAAAGCAACCAUGACGCAGUGCUCCCCAUAUCAUGCAGUGCAUCAACCACGAUGCCACGCGGAUCCCGGCAGACAUCCCCGAGGCCCGGUGCCUCUGCACUGGCUGCAUCAACCCCUUCACCAUGCAGGAGGACCGCACCAUGGCCAGCAUUCCCAUCUACAGUCGGCUGCCUGUCCGGAGGCUGCUCUGCCAGGCACCAGGCGAGGUGGGGCACAAGGCCUCCGGGAGGAAGAAGUGUCACAAGAAGUACCAGAUGGUCAUGGAGACCAUCGCUGUGGGCUGCACUUGCAUCUUCUGA